AUGGAAGAUAAUUUGCACGAAUGGUGCCUUUUAGAAUAUUGUCAUAUAGCAACGUUUAUAAAUCCUCAUCAUCUGUACUUUACAAAUUUAUCCAAAUCGUCAGAAAUGUCACUUAAAAAUUCUGAAAUUCUAAAAGAGGCCAAUUUGCUUACAGAAAAUAUUACAAAUAUAAAUUUAUCAAUGGAUAAAAUAUGUCUUUUAGAUCCCGCCUCUAAUCAAGUGUUAGAACCAACAGAUGGGGACAGUUUUGAAUAUUUUUUAUUUGGUGGAAUACUUGGAGAUGAUCCUCCCAGAGAUCGCACAGCUGAGUUAAGACGUCUUGGAUUUCCUUCGAGAAAUCUUGGUGCGAUGCAAAUGACAACAGAUACCGCUCUAUUUGUAACAAAUAAAAUCUUAGAGGACAAAACAUCGAUUAAUCAAAUCCCUUACAUUGAUUUUCCCGAGAUAAAAAUUGAUAAAACUGAAUCUGUGAUAAUGCCUUUUCGUUACGUCGCGAUACCUGAUGCUCAUCAAUCUACUUUACAAACAACCAACAAUGAAAUGAAACAAAACAUUGUUCCAUUAUUACCUUCAGGGAUGAUUGAUUUAUUAAAAAAAGAUGGUGAUAUGGCAUUUGAAUUUUAA
Molecule: messenger RNA, 624 nt
Organism: Funneliformis geosporum
Lineage: Eukaryota; Fungi; Glomeromycota; Glomeromycetes; Glomerales; Glomeraceae
Source: the annotation of a GenBank genome assembly